GAGGGGCGCGGAGGCCGGGCCGAUGAGGGGCCUGGCGCGGCCGGCGCUGAGGGCGCGAUGGUGGCGCUCGCUCUGGGCGCUGCCGGCAAGGGCCGCCGCCAACGCCGCUUCUUCGCCUCCUCCUCCUCCUCUUGCCGGAGCCUCGCCGGGCGCGCUGAACCCGUUCGACCGGCGGCUGAAGCGGAAGCAGAAGAACUGGGCGGCGCUGCAGGCCGAGCCCGCCAAGUGCGAUUACCUGCGGGAGGAGGUCGGCGGCAGGAUCGCGGACCGGGUGUUUGACAUCACCAGAACGUUUCCUCUGGCUUUGGAUGUUGGCUCUGGAAGGGGUUACAUAGCUCAGCACUUAACCAAGGAAACAGUUGAAAAACUUAUUCAAGUUGAUAUCGCAGAGAAUGCUUUAAAAAAUGCUAUAGAAUCUGAAAUCCCAACGGUCAGGGUUGUAGCUGAUGAGGAAUUCCUUCCUUUCAAAGAAGAUACGUUUGAUCUUGUUGUCAGCAGCUUAAGUUUGCACUGGGUGAAUGACCUUCCUAAAGCUUUCAAAGAGAUCCACCAGGUGCUGAAGCCCGAUGGAGUGUUCAUUGGAGCCAUGUUUGGGGGGGACACCCUGUACGAGCUGCGCUGCUCCCUGCAGCUGGCUGAGCUGGAGAGGGAAGGGGGCUUCUCUCCUCACGUGUCGCCCUUCACCGCCGUCGCCGAUCUGGGACAUCUCCUCUCCAGGGCUGGCUUUAACACCCUCACUGUGGAUACUGAUGAAAUCCAAGUGAACUACCCAGGGUUAUUUGAGGUUAUGGAAGACUUACAAGGUAUGGGGGAGAGUAAUUGCUCUUGGAAUAGAAAACCUCUGCUGCACAGGGAGACAAUGCUGGCAGCUGCUGCAAUAUACCAAGAAAUGUAUGGAAACAGCAAUGGCUCUGUACCUGCCACCUUUCAGAUCUACUACAUGAUUGGCUGGAAGUACCAUGAGUCACAGGCAAAACCAGCCCAGCGAGGUUCUGCAACAGUUUCAUUUGGAGACCUGGCAAAAAUAGAAGGACUUCUUAAAAGAGGAAAAAAAUAGUUGUUCUUCAGAAAUAAUAAUUGUCUUGAAACUUCUAUAGAAGUUUUAAUUGCAGACAGUCUUCACUUGUGCUUAUUUAGUGAUGACAUCCUGAAAUGAUAAUAAAGUAUGCACAAUAGAGCUUUUUGUACUGUGCCACAGCAUUAUCUGUGUGAAAUGGUGUUAAUUUUUUCUUUCUAGAUAAAUAUUUGAGCAGUUUGCUCUCUCAAGUCUUUGAGAGAGCAAUUCAACUCUAAACUUUUCAUUAAAUUUACUAUUUUCAAACAUAAUGCCUCUUUCAGCAUUUCAGUAUCACAGGCUGCUCCAGGUAUGGUUUACAUGUCCUGAAUGCAUUUUUUAAUUAUUUCUCAAGGAUAGUAGAUGAUAAUAAAUAAUAGUGUAUUAUAAAAGUAAAGGUGUAUUUAUGAGACAUCCUAUAAGAGAAACUAUCAGCAAAUACAAAGAUAUAAAUUGUCAUGGUUUUUAUGAGUUGGGAAGUAUGGGUAAAAAGUUACUGUAAGAGAUUUGAAUAAUUAAGUGAUACUUUAUCUAAAUGUUAGUUGAAAAUUACCUUUACACAUGACUUUCCAUUUUUCUAUGUUAGAGGCUAAAGAGCAAGAAGAGUAAUUUUCUCUUUAGCUGUGCCAUGGAGCUAUGACUUUUCUUGUCUAUAACUGCAUUACCAGAAAUUGAUACUAAUUGCAACUAUGAUCCAUUAGUAUGAGAGCUUUAGAAAAAAUAC
This is a messenger RNA of Camarhynchus parvulus, 1778 nucleotides long. It is a transcript of the gene NDUFAF5, whose product is annotated as NADH:ubiquinone oxidoreductase complex assembly factor 5. The transcript is spliced from 11 exons. Gene Ontology annotation, biological process: mitochondrial respiratory chain complex I assembly. Gene Ontology annotation, molecular function: S-adenosylmethionine-dependent methyltransferase activity. The record is from RefSeq and is a predicted model, not a curated record. NCBI's taxonomy places the organism in Eukaryota, Metazoa, Chordata, Aves, Passeriformes, Thraupidae. Bases 23 to 1057 code for a protein of 344 amino acids. Gene Ontology annotation, cellular component: mitochondrion.